This is a messenger RNA of Drosophila simulans, 1074 nucleotides long. RefSeq lists its product as uncharacterized. The record is from RefSeq and is a predicted model, not a curated record. Lineage: Eukaryota; Metazoa; Arthropoda; Insecta; Diptera; Drosophilidae. Bases 112 to 738 code for a protein of 208 amino acids. The transcript is spliced from 3 exons.
UCCAAAAAGGUAUUAGUUGGCGUUAUGCAAUUCAAGUUGUUUUCUUGUGUCGCACGUGUUCUUUCUUUGAGAUCUGACUUUUGAUUUUGUUUGUUUAAAAUAAAUGCUAAAAUGGACAGUGAUAGGAAAUUAAACAGCGAUUCCAAUGAAAAUACAUCAGCGAACGAUGAAUUGCCUGGCAGUAGCUCGAAUGCGAAUACUGAGCAAAAUGCACCCGGGGCACACGGCAUCGUGGGAAGAGAAUAUUUCCAGAAUAAUAACGACCAGCAAAAAAAGGAAUUUUUUCUGCUUGACAUGAAAAGUAAAUUCCUGUUUUUAAAUAAGAUGCUCGAGGAAUAUGAAAGUGAUGGAGAUAUGAUCGAUAAACGCAAGGGAUCAAUCACCGCUAUGCGGGACAAGUAUGCACUUGAAAUAGCCGAAUUGAGCAACAACUUAAAAGACGAGUGUGCUCUUGCUUCCCAAUCGUCAUCUGUAUCUAAUAUAGAAAGCUGUGGACUAAAAAGUGAGUCAACUAAACAGCCCACUGAACAAGCCCAAUACGAAAAUGGGAAUAAAUACAAGGAAUUGCGCCUUGCUAAGCUAAAAGAAGAAUUGAGGCUACUGGACAGCGAAAUAUCAAACUUAAACCGUUGCAUAGAAAAACGUAACCAGGCUGCUUGCAAGCUAAAAGAUAAUAUAGGAAUUCUAUAUAAACGAGUUGAGCCACACAUACAACCAACCAAACAACAUGGUCUAUGAGUUAAAAGUUUCGAGACGAACUGAACAAAAAAACUUGGGAAUUGACAAGCUUAAGCAUAUGAAAUCAGCAUUGUAUUUAAAAAUAUAUAUAUAUAUAUAUAUUAUGCACUGCCCAAUUUACCAUUUGUAUUAUAUUUUUACACGUGUUUCAAUUACGCUACCUAUCUCUUUUGAUGCGACAAAUGUUACACAUCAUAAAACAAAGGCCACCGCCUGCUUUUAUGCUCAUUCAUUCUGUGGUGGUAUUAUGUUUUUGGCUUAUAUCGUGGACGGGAUUCUGCCGAAUGCAUUAAUUAAAUUUAAUUAAAAUGUGUCAACUGAGCUUGUCAUAACAAA